CAACUUGGAAACACGGCGGAGAGAGACUCCCUCCUCCAGCAGGCGCGGUGUUUCGGGCGGACGGCGGCUCGGACGCAGGCGGACUCCCGGAGCGGCUGGUGAUGACCCACCGCGGCGGACCUUCACGCCGCUCCUCCCCCCGAAAGCCUCCUGGAAGUUCGGGCUCCGCUUCAAACUUUCGGCGGGGCUGCUCGCGCUGACCUCGACCCUCCGCGUUGUGUUUGCGUGUUUCUCUCUUCUUUCCUCUUGUGUCGGCUGGCCUCGGGAAGCGUCCCCACAUGUCCGCGGCCGCUUCUCGCUGAAGUCUCGCCGCACGCAGCCAGGUGAGCGCGCGGGGCGCCGCGCGCGCUUCGCUCCCCCUCUCCGUGGGUGCGUUUACUACACCUGUACGCACGCAGACGGCGUGACGCCGCCGGACGGAGCGCGAGGAGCAGCCGCCGAGCGUCGGGACGGAGCUAUGGAGCCUCCUCCAGGACGGAGCGGGACCCGGCGGAGCCCCGCGGCGGCUCCCGGGAGAAGCCUCGCGCUGGAUGCGGUGUGCGCCGUCGGCUUCAUCUGCCUUCAAGUUCUGGCCAUCCAGGCUGCCGCCAUCCAGUUCACCAAGGAGCCCAAAUCCCAGGAUGCCUUGCACGGCCGCAGCGCCAUGCUCCGCUGCGAGGUCAGCGACCCGGCCGACAUCGUGUACAGCUGGCUCCACGACGGCCGGCCGCUGCAGGACAGCGAGUCCCGCUUCCAGGAGGGCAGCAACCUCAAGUUCACCGCCGUGGACCGGCAGCUGGACGCCGGCAGCUUCGAGUGCGUGGCGCGCAACACGGUCACGGGAGAGGAGCGCCACUCCACCAACGCCUCCUUCAAUAUCAAGUGGUUAGAAAGCGGCGGCGUGACGUUAAAGGAGCCCGUCUCUGAAGGGGAGAUUGAGAGUUCCUCCACGGUCACGCUGCGCUGUCAUAUUGAUGGACACCCGAGGCCGACAUGCCAGUGGUUCAGGGACGGUGUGAAGCUGACGGAGAAGAGCCAUCAGAUCAACAACAAGGAGAGGACUCUCACCUUCAAGAGCGCCAGUCCGGACGACAAUGGCCUCUACUACUGCUGCGCCAAAAAUGCUGCGGGGCACGUCUGCAGCAGCAGCAACUUCACUCUCAACAUAAUAGAUAAGAGUUUCCCGCGGCCGGUGGUCGCCCCGGAGGACCAGGUGGUGCUGAGGAACGAGGAGGCCGCCUUUCACUGCCAGUUCACGGCCGAGCCUCCCCCGACGCUGGAGUGGUACCACGAAAAUGAGCUGCUGGUGAACAAGUCUCGAGUGUUGCUGCUGUCCAACGGGACGGUACUGAUCACUCAGGUCAAACCCAGGAACACGGGAACCUACAAGUGUGUCGGCCGCGGCCUCAGAGGAUCCCACGUUACGCUGGAAGCUUCGCUCCUCAUAGCAGAGUUAGAAGACAUGGUGCCCAAGACGUCCAAGGUGUUCACGGCGGACACCCUGCAGCGGGUGCCCUGCCGCGCCCCGCGGGGCAGACCCCAGCCCGAGGUGUGGUGGGAGAGAGAGGGUCAGCGGGUGCCGGCAGAAGGCCGGGUGCACCAGGACGGCCUGGACCUGGUCUUCAGUCCGACGGAGGAGGGGGAUUCGGGCACUUACACCUGCGUGGCUCAGAACAAGGCCGGCCGCAAGACGCAGGAGGUCACCUUCACUGUGGCCACUGCUCCGGUGUGGGUGACGAGGCCUCAGGACAGCCGUCUAGAGGAGGGCAAACCGGGUUACCUCCACUGUCACGCUCAGGCCAACCCGCAGCCCGAGGUCACCUGGCUCCGCAACAACAUCAUGAUCACCCCCGAGGACUCUCGCUUCAAGAUUUUCCCCAACGGCUCCCUCAGGAUCAACAGCGUGGAGGUGUACGACGGACAGAUGUACGGCUGUGAAACCAAGACGGUGGGCGGCAGGCUGUCUGGACAAGCCAGAGUUACUGUGCUCGAGAAGCUGAAAUUCACUCCCACCCCUCAACCCUCCCAAUGUCUGGAGCUGGAUAAAGAGAUCACCAUCCAGUGCUCCGCUAAAGGCCGGGAGAGCCCCACAGUCCGCUGGACCAAAGCAGACGGAGGGGAGCUGCCGCCUCACGUGGAGCAGAGGAACGGUCAGCUCCACUUCACCAAAGUCACCCGCAGCGACGCCGGGAACUACACCUGCAUCGCCUCCAACACCCUGCAGGGCGAGAUCAGGGCCCUGGUGACCCUCACCGUGGCCGUAUACAUCCGCUUCAAGGUGGAGCCGGAGAAUACGACGGUGUACCAGGGUCACACGGCCAUCCUGCACUGUCAGGCCACCGGCGACCCCGAGCCGCACAUCCACUGGAUGGUCAAGGACAAGACGCUGGACCUCAGUAAGAACAGGAGGUUCCAGAAGAUGGCCAACGGCUCGCUGCUCAUCUCGGACGUCACCACGGACGACACGGGCAGGUACACCUGCGUGGCCGGAAACAGCUGCAGCAUCAAAGACCGCGUGGCGCAGCUCUACGUCGUCGAGAAACCAGCGCAUUUCCCCAUCGAAGACGAAGACAAGGCUCCCUACAAGAUGAUCCAGACCAUCGGGCUGUCUGUGGGAGCCGCCGUGGCGUACAUCAUCGUGGUGCUGGGUCUCAUGUUCUACUGCAAGAAGAGGCGCAACGCCAAGAGGCUCCAGAAGGGCCAGGACGGCGAGGAGCCCGAGAUGGAAUGCCUCAAUGGAGGAGCCGUCCAACAAAACGGCCACACCACCGCCGAGAUCCAGGAAGAGGUGGCCCUCACCAACAUGGGCACCAUAGCGGCUACGGAGAAACGCCACAGCCACGUCAACAACGACAAGCUCCAUUUCCCUCGGACCAACCUGCAGACCAUCACCGCCUUAGGUAAAGGCGAGUUCGGCGAGGUGCUGCUGUCUAAAGCCAAGGGCAUCGAGGAGGGCGAGGAGGAGACGGUGGUGCUGGUGAAGAGUCUGCAGACCCGGGACGAACAGCUGCAGCUCGACUUCCGCCGCGAGGCCGAGAUGUUCGCCAAGCUCAGCCACCCCAACGUGGUCCGCCUGCUGGGCCUCUGCAGGGAGGCGGAGCCGCACUACACGAUCCUGGAGUACUACGACCUGGGAGACCUGAAGCAGUUCCUGAGAAUCUCCAAAAGCAAAGACGACAAAGUCAAGUCUCAGCCAAUCAGCACCAAGACCAAAGUUUCCAUCUGCGUCCAGGUGGCUCAGGGGAUGGAGCACCUCUCCAAUCAUCGCUUCGUCCACAAAGACCUCGCCGCCCGGAACUGCCUCAUCAGCAGCCAGAGGCGCGUCAAGGUGUCGUCGCUCAGCCUCAGCAAGGACGUCUACAACAGCGAGUACUACCACUACCGGCAGGCCUGGAUCCCGCUGCGCUGGCUCCCCACCGAGUCCGUGUUUGAGGACGACUUCUCCACCAAAUCCGACGUGUGGGCCUUCGGGGUGCUGAUGUGGGAGGUGUUCAGUCACGGCGAGAUGCCGUACUCCAAGCUCGGCGACGACGAGGUGCUGGAAGGUCUGCAGACGGGGAAGCUGAAGCUGCCCGUCCCAGACGGAUGUCCCUCCAAAAUCUAUAAGCUCAUGUGCCGCUGCUGGGCGCUGAGCCUCAAAGAGCGCCCCUCCUUCCCCGACAUCGUGCACGCCCUCGGGGAGCUGCCCUCCGACAGCAAAGUCUGAGACGAGACGCUCCCACAUCUCAAGCGCACAGCGGGGGGGGAGGGGCCUUUUUCCAACCUCGCCCCCCCUUCAAAUAAAGACGGGAAUGCUGGAUUAUUAGUCUCACACAUUUCAGGGAAGAGGGUCGAGGAGAAACACUUUUUUUUAUAUGCAUUUCAAGUAAAGAGGAGAGUGCGGGUGAGACUGGAAUCGGUGGAAACGCACUCACGUUUGUGUGAAUGGCUCCGUGUGGCGCCGUGCCUGGAGCUUGCCUUAACCGCAGCAUGGACGACCCCCCCCCAUUCCCUACCCUUCCUCCACUUCUGCGGUGCCACUGUGAUGCUGCCCGCUCGGUCCCAGAGACACUUUGUAUCACGGAGCCUCACAGCUUCAGUGCCUCUCCCCCCUCCACACACACACACACACACACACACACACACACACACACCUGAGACCUUCACCUGAAGAUGCCGAUCUCUGUCUGGAGGAGACGUCCCUUUAGGGAAACCUGAAGCUUCUUGAGGAAAGGGAUGAGUGAGAAUGUAGUCUUAGAUCUACUUCGUCUCUGAACUCGCCACCAGGGACCCUUCUCCACCACCCCAAACUCUGUGUGUGUGACCUGUUCUCAAGCUAUAGUGUAUGUUCAAAGAAGAAAUGGAUCAGGGUUUGCAUGAAGGUUUGUCGUCUGUUACGACACUAGGAAACUUGUGGGGGGGGGGGCGGGUGUGAUGAGGAAACAUAGUCCAUGUCAUUGAACUCUUCAGGAACAGCAGCAACAAACAAAAUCAAUCACGUUUUUACAGCCAAGGAACAUUUGGAACAGAUGAGACGGUGCCAGUGUGGACUUUAUACUUUGUUUUGUUUUUGUUUUUUUACAAGUGUGUUCUGUUGUCGCAUUAACUUUGAGGUGCUUUAAUUGUCACUACUCGCGGGUAAUAACACUCGUUUUUAUCACAUUAACGUGGCCCAGCCGCAGGGAAAGCAGCUCAUUCUCUCCAGAGGUCCAAUCACAGUUUCUCUCCUGUGCAAUGCUGCAUCGUGGGCCAUCACAGCAGGCCGUGUACAUAAUGUAGAAGCCAUGCACUAACUUCACUUAAAAAGAUUACCCCCUUUAUUUCUAUCAUGUUGUGUAGAAGGACGUGCAGGUGCCUGUUUAUUUAAGAUGAAGGUCCUGUCUUUUUUUUCUUUUUU
This is a messenger RNA of Salarias fasciatus (jewelled blenny), 4855 nucleotides long. RefSeq names its product protein tyrosine kinase 7b (gene ptk7b). Gene Ontology annotation, cellular component: neuronal cell body; axon; plasma membrane. Lineage: Eukaryota; Metazoa; Chordata; Actinopteri; Blenniiformes; Blenniidae. Gene Ontology annotation, molecular function: ATP binding; protein kinase activity; axon guidance receptor activity. Gene Ontology annotation, biological process: homophilic cell-cell adhesion; protein phosphorylation; synapse organization. The coding region runs from base 458 to 3685 and encodes 1075 amino acids. The transcript is spliced from 20 exons. The record is from RefSeq and is a predicted model, not a curated record.